Molecule: messenger RNA, 2249 nt
Organism: Cuscuta epithymum
Lineage: Eukaryota; Viridiplantae; Streptophyta; Magnoliopsida; Solanales; Convolvulaceae
Source: the annotation of a GenBank genome assembly
UAACAAAUGUAACAAGAAAUAUACGGAGUAACAAACAUACUAGACUAAAUGAUAAGGCGUCAUCAUCCUAUAUACUUCGUAUAUAAGACGGUUUUAAAAAACUAGGUCUCCAAACGUACUUAAUUUUGAGAGGUAGUGAUGUACUGAACAAAUUUUCUAUCUUAAAUUAAUUAAUGUGUUAGCUAGAAAAUUAAUAUUCUAUCUUUUCUUUUUUGUAGUGAUUAAUACUCCUAUCUAUCUUAAAACAUAGUACUACAUAUAAACAAGCUUUUGGAAUAUAAGAGCAUCGAUAUCCAGCCGUUAGCUAAUUGCUCUCAACUCGUAGCUUGCAUAGGCCCAUAAGCAUUUGUAGCAAUCCAGCUUGUAGUUAGAUUUUAGUCCUGCAAUCAUGUUAUAAUUGCUACAGCUUGUAGCAAUGUCAUAGAUUUUAGUCCUGCAAUCAUGUUAUAAUUGCUAAAAUGGAACACAUAAACUUCCAAAAUGAUUAUAGAAUGCAAGCACAUGAUAUAUUGAUAAAGUGCAAUAUAUGAGUUCGGAAUGGCGGACAGGGUAGGGAGGCGAGCGCCGCCGCUCGAGUGGGAUUUGGAGGAGACAAAAUCAGGCCUAGGUAACGCUGGUUGCGCCUGGCAACGAAGAUGGAAGGAUGGGCCGACCUUUUUCAGCCGCCGAUUGAAGAGGGAACCAACUGUCUUGCAGCAAAACAGAGGGAGUUUUGGUUGCUGCGAUCGAUCUGUUCUUCGAUUGCAUGAUGAAUCUAAAUACCAUCGGAAAGACUGUGUUUUCAAAUGGGGAUCGCAACCUCAGCGCAGAGGUAAUCAUUCUCUUCGGAUUCACUCGCGAUUAGCAAAGGAGUUCAGCCCUUUCUCGAAUUGGGACUUCAAGGGUCAAAAUCAAAACAAUUCUAAGGCAGGGGGUAACCUCAGGGAUUCCAGAUUGAAAUAUGGGCAUGAUUUUACCUUUUCUCAGGCUGUUAACUCCAAGGAUUGUCAGUGUAAAGGGUUGUUACAGGGAUUUGAUGCUCGUGGCAAUAAAUUUAGGGAAGAUAAUAUGUUCAGCCACCGAAAGGGAUUGCUAAAGGGGUCUGCUAAUUUGCAUUCUCGCUUGAGGAAGGAUGACUACAGGGACCGUGAUCUUGACGGGAACCAGGAUCAUAAACCUGCGUUUGACUCUGCUACUCCUGAGUAUGGCAUUUCUAUUGAAAGCAAAGAAUUUCAUUUUAAUUGCUUUCACAAAUCCGUUUGUAUUUCUGAGAUCAAAUCUGGUUUUAUUUCUUCAUUUGUGUUUGAUCGGGAUAAUUUGCUAUGGUUGAGGGAUUCCAUUUUAAAAAUUUCUUUGGAUCGUUGGGUGAAUUCAAGAUUUGAGUUAGGAAACUUUAUUAUUCUCUUCGAUUCAAAUUAUUAUGGUGGUUUUAUCCGGAUCAUUAACAAAGGAAUUAGCUCUAUUUUUGUUCCCGAAGGAAGAUAUGGAUCGGGUUUUAGGGACUUCUUGGCUGGAUUAUUCAAAGCCAUUAAUUUGUUGGCGGGGUUCGAUAUUGAGGGGUUUUCUCCUUCGACAAUCUCGGUGGAUUUGUCCUCAUUGCCUGAUAUGAUUUCUUCUUCCGAUGAAACGAGGGAAUUUAAUGCUUGCUCAAAGAUGGAUGUAAAUGAAGUAGAAAAUGUUUAUUUUCCCAAGCGAAACCGAAUUGGUAAGAACUCUAGGCCAAAUAUCAUUACUUAUCCUUCUCUCCAAGAUCUUAUUACUCAAUUCAGGGCUGAUCAGAUGAUUUUAGACAAAAAGAUGAAACCUGAGGCUUCGGCUCAGGAUGUCACAAUUUCUUCAUUUAUUUCUACAACGACUUCUCCAGUUAUAGCUGAUCAGAAUGAUUUAAUUGAGGUCACUGAAGAUUGCUGUUUCACUCCAGUUAUUUCUCGGCGUAACAAGAAAAAACUUGCUAUUCAAGCUUCAUCUAUGCAGACUAGAUCACAAUCGCGCUUGAAAGCUUAAUCUUUAGCUUAGUUUGCUUUCCGUAGCUUAAUCUUCUUGUAGUUUUUUUUUCCUUAGUUUUUUUUCAUUAGCUUUUUGUUUUUUUUUUAAAUAAAUUUGGUAAGUGUUCCCCGACAUUUACCCCACAUUUGAGUGGUUUACCUUUCGGGAUGCAAAAAAAAAAAAAAAAGUGCAAUAAAAAAAAAGAGCAUUUGUAGCAAAAUUGAAAUGUACUAUACAAUGGUUAACUAUAGCAAUUUCCUCUUCAUUUAUUAUUAGUAAUGCUU